Messenger RNA from Ceratotherium simum simum (southern white rhinoceros), 6711 nucleotides. NCBI's taxonomy places the organism in Eukaryota, Metazoa, Chordata, Mammalia, Perissodactyla, Rhinocerotidae. The record is from RefSeq and is a predicted model, not a curated record.
GGCGGCGGGCGCGGGGCCCACAGGUGAGCGCUGUGGGCGAUGGGAUGGAUGAGGCCGAGCAGGACCAGCAUGAGGCCCGACUCAAGGAGCUGUUUGACAGUUUUGACACAACAGGCACUGGAUCCCUGGGACAGGAGGAACUCACCGAUCUUUGCCACAUGUUGAGCUUGGAGGAGGUGGCCCCGGUGCUGCAGGAGACGCUGCUUCAGGACAACGUCUUGGGCAGGGUGCAUUUUGACCAAUUUAAAGAAGCGUUAAUACUUAUCUUGUCUAGAACUCUAUCAAAUGAAGAACACUUUCAGGAACCAGACUGCUCACUAGAAGCUCAGCCCAAAUACGUUAGAGGUGGUAAGCGUUAUGGACGAAGGUCCUUACCUGAGUUCCAAGAAUCCGUGGAGGAGUUUGCAGAGGUGACAGUGAUUGAGCCACUAGAUGAAGAAGCUCGGCCUUCACACGUCCCAGCUGGUGACCACGAUGAGCACUGGAAGACGCAGCACAGCGAGGAGUACGAAGCCGAAGGCCAGUUGAGAUUUUGGAACCCAGAUGAUUUGAAUGCCUCACCAAGUGGGUCUUCCCCUCCCCAAAACUGGAUAGAAGAGAAACUGCAGGAGGUUUGUGAAGAUUUGGGGAUCACCCGUGAUGGUCACCUGAACCGAAAGAAGUUGGUCUCCAUCUGUGAGCAGUAUGGUUUGCAGAGUGUCGAUGGAGAGAUGCUUGAGGAAGUCUUCCAUAAUCUUGAUCCUGAUGGCACAAUGAGUGUAGAAGAUUUUUUCUAUGGCUUGUUCAAAAAUGGAAAAUCCCUUCCACCAUCAGCAUCUACUCCAUAUAGACAAUUGAAAAGACACCUCUCCAUGCAGUCUUUCGAUGAGAAUGGACGACGUGCCACAACCUCAUUGGCAAUGACGAGUACCAUUGGCUUUAGAGUCUUCUCCUGCCUGGAUGAUGGGAUGGGCUAUGCGUCAGUGGAGAAAAUUCUCGACACCUGGCAGGAAGAGGGCAUUGAGAACAGCCAGGAGAUCCUGAAGGCCUUGGAUUUCAGCCUCGAUGGAAACGUCAACCUGACAGAAUUGACGCUGGCUCUUGAAAAUGAGCUUCUGAUCACCAAGAACGGCAUUCACCAGGCGGCUCUGGCCAGCUUUAAGGCUGAGAUCCGGCAUUUGCUGGAGCGAGUUGAUCAAGUGGUCAGAGAAAAAGAGAAGCUACGGUCGGAUCUGGACAAGGCUGAGAAGCUCAAGUCUCUGAUGGCCUCAGAGGUGGACGAUCACCACGCGGCCAUAGAGCGCAGGAAUGAAUACAACCUCAGGAAACUAGACGAAGAGUACAAGGAGCGUAUUGCAGCCUUAAAGAGCGAACUCCGAAAGGAGAGAGAGCAGAUCCUGCAACAGGUGGGCAAGCAGCGUCUGGAACUUGAGCAGGAAAUUGAAAAAGCAAAAACAGAAGAGAACUACAUCCGGGACCGCCUUGCUCUCUCUUUAAAGGAAAACAGUCGUCUAGAAAAUGAGCUUCUGGAAAAUGCAGAGAAGUUGGCAGAGUAUGAGACUCUGACAAACAAACUUCAGCGAAAUUUGGAAAAUGUGUUAGCAGAAAAGUUUGGCGACCUUGACCCCAGCAGUGCUGAAUUCUUUCUGCAAGAAGAAAGGCUGACGCAGAUGAGAAAUGAAUAUGAGCGGCAGUGCAGGGUAUUACAAGACCAAGUGGAUGAGCUCCAGUCUGAGCUGGAAGAAUAUCGUACACAAGGCAAAGUGUUCAGACUUCCCUUGAAGAACUCGCUGUCAGAAGAACUUGAUGUUAACAGUGGUUGCAUUGAGCCUGACCGGGGGUUUGGUUCUGAAGAGUGCAAUCCACUGAAUAUGAGCAUCGAGGCAGAGCUGGUCAUCGAACAGAUGAAAGAACAGCAUCACAGGGACUUGUCUCGCCUAAGACUGGAGCUUGAAGAUAAAGUGCGCCAUUAUGAGAAGCAGCUGGAUGAAACCAAGGUCGCCUGUGAAAAGGAGCAAGAGAGCAUGAGGCAGAAGUAUGAGAAUGAGCUGCACAUCUUAGAAAAGCAAAGAAGUGACCUUAAAAAAGAAAUCGCAGAACUUCAAGGCCAGGCAGCGGCCCUCAAGGAGGCACAACAUACAAUAACCUGCAGACACGAGGAGGAGAAAAAACAACUGCACGUGAAGUGGGAUGAGGAGAAGACUCAGCUGCAGGAGAGGCUGAGGCUGGAGCACGAGCUGGAGCUCGAGGCUCGACUGGAGCAGGCAGAGGAAAGCUUCACCCGGGAGAGGGAAGGACUCGCUCAUGACGGCGCCUGGACAGAGGAGAAGGUGAGAGACUUGACUCAGGAGCUAGAGCACUUCCACCAGGAGCAGCUGGAAAGCCUGGUGGAGAAGCACACUCUUGAGAAAGAGGAGUUGCGAAAAGAGCUCUUGGAGAAACACCAAAGAGAACUUCAAGAGGGAAGGGAAAAAGUGGAAACCGAGUGUAAUAGAAGAACCUCUCAAAUAGAAGCCCAGUUUCAGGCUGAUUGUCAGAAAGUCACACAGAGAUGUGAGAAUGCCCUGCGAAGCCUGGAGGGGCACUACCGCCAGGAGCUGAAGGAGCUCCUGGAACAACAGCACGAGGAGAGAUCCCAGUGGGAGUUUGAGAAGGACGAACUCACCCAGGAGUGUGCAGAGGCCCAGGAGCAGCUUAAAGAGACUCUCCAGAGGGAGAAAGCAACUUCUCUGGUCCUGAGCCAAGAGAGAGAGAUGCUGGAGAAAACAUACAAAGAACAUUUGAAUAGCAUGGCUGUUGAGAGAGAACAGCUACUCAAAGACCUGGAAGAUCUAAGAAAUGCCUCUGCAAGUCAGCAAAGCCUGCUGUCCGAUCAGAUACUUGAGCUGAAGAGCAGUCAUGAAAGAGAGCUGAAGGACUGUGAGCAGGUCCUGUGCCAGGCAGGUGCCUCGGAGCAGCUGGCUGCCCAGCGGCUUGAAAGGCUACAAAUGGAACAUGACCAGGAGAGGCAGGAAAUGAUGUCCAAGCUUCUGGCCAUGGAGAGCACCCACAAAGUGACCUGUGAGAAAGCAGAGCAAGAGAAGGCUGAGAUGAGCACAGAAAUCUCCAGGCUUCAGAGCAAAAUUAAGGAAAUGCAGCAGGUGGCAUCUCCUCUCUCCAGGCUUCAGAGUGGUGGCCAGGCAAUGGGAGGGGAAGAGGCAGAAGGGAGCAGAGCCAUGUCCCUGCUCCAGCAAGGAGAGCAGCUGCUGGAAGAGAACGGAGGUGUCCUCUUAAGCCUGCAGAGAGCUCAUGAAAGAGCAGUUAAGGAAAAUGUGAAAAUGGCCACUGAAAUUUCUAGAUUGCAACAGAGGCUGCAGAAAUUAGAGCCAGGGUCAGUAAUGUCUUCCUGUUUAGAGGAGCCAACUACUGGAUUUUUUGGAAAUUCUGUGGAACAGACAGAGCCAUUUUUACUACAAAACCAAAUGAAGCAAGUAGAAGGUGUAAGCAUGCAACGCGUCCUAAGUGAGCUGCAGGACCGUGAGGUCCAGGACCUGGGGAGCACGGGGAUGAGCUCUGUUCAGAGACAGGACGUCAAAGUCGAGGAGUCGGAAGCAACAGUGGAGAGUUUUUCUGAGCUUGAAAAUAGUGAGGAGACCAGGACUGAGACCUGGGACCUGAAGAAUGAGGUUUGUCAGCUUCAGGAACAACUAAUAAUCUUACGUGCAGACUGCAAUCGAGCUUCUGAAAAGAAACAGGACCUACUUUUUGAUGUUUCUGUGCUAAGAAAGAAGCUGAAGGUGCUUGAGAGAAUCCCCGAGUCUUCUCCCAAGUACAGACUAUUGUAUGAGGAUGCUAGCAGAGAAAACGACUGUCUUCAGGAAGAGCUGAGAGUGAUGGAGACGCGCUAUGACCAAGCACUAGAAAAUAACAAAGAGCUCGCUUCGGAGGUUUUCAGGUUACAGGACGAGCUGAAGAAAGUGGAAGAAGUGACUGCAACGUUCCUCGGCCUGGAGGAGAGUUAUGAUGUGGUCAGAAGAGAGAAUGAGGAGCUGCACGUCCUGGUUCUGCGACUUCAAGGCAAGAUUGAGAAGCUGCAAGACAGAGCAGUGCUGCAGCGCGACUGCUGCUCUGUGCAGGAGGCCCAUGCAGACAGCGUGGCGGAGGAGCCUCGUGAGGACGCACUCGACCUACGUCAGGCCCUGGAGGGUGUGCCACAGGGCGUGAGCGUACACCACAUCGUAGAAGAACAUUACCAAGAAGGCCAGUACCUUGGGCAGGAGCAUACUCAGCUCCUGGAAGGAGGAAAAGCACGUGAAAUUGCCUGGCUACACAGAACCGUCCAGACACGUCGAGAAAAGCCCAGAGUACAGAACCAAGUUAGACUGGAGGGAAACGCUGCUCUCCUCGGCCUUCAGGACAAACGUUUUCAGCAUCAGGCCACCAUAGCAGAGUUAGAACUGGAGAAAAAGAGGCUGCAGGAGCUGACUAGAAAGUUGAGGGAGAGGGUCACCACUUUAGUUAAGCAAAAAGGUGCACCUUCUCAAGGAGAAAAGGAGGAAGAGCUGAAGGCAAUGAUGCACGACCUGCAGAUCACGUGCAGUGAGAUGCAGCAGAAGGUGGAACUCCUGAGAUAUGAAUCUGAGAAGCUUCAAGAGGAAAAUUCUAUUUUGAGAAAUGAAAUUACUACUUUAAAUGAAGAGGAUAGCAUUUCUAACCUGAAAUUAGGGAAAUUAAAUGGAUCUCAGGAAGAAAUGUGGCAAAAAAUAGAAACUGUAGAACAGGAAAAAGCUGCAGUUCAGAAGAUGGUUGAAAAUUUAAAGAAACAGAUUUCAGAAUUAAAAACCAAAAACCAACAGCUGGAUUUGGAAAAUACAGAACUUAGCCAAAGGAACUCUCAAAAUCAGAAAGAAUUGCAGGACCUUAAUCACCGUCUGGCAGCAAGGCUGCGGCAGAAGGAUAAAGAGCCAGGACACAGUACACUGGAGGAGUGGGAAGAGGAAAAGUCUCGUCUGAGAGAGGAACUGGAGCACUGUAAAGGGCAGUCCUCCACUUUAGUGUCUUCUCUGGAAGCAGAACUUUCUGAAGUUAAAAUACAGACUCAUAUUGUGGAACAGGAAAACCUCCUUCUCAAAGAUGAAUUGGAGAAACUGAGACAACUGGCAAAAUCCAAACUCUUAGAGCACAAAAUUGCUACCAUGAAGCAAGAGCAGAGGUCUUGGGAACACCAGAGUGAAAGCUUAAAGUCACAGCUAAUGGCUUCACAGGAAAAGGUUCAGAGUUUAGAAGACACGCUGCAGAACGUAAACCUGCAAAUGUCCCAGAUUAAAUCUGACCUACGAGUGACUCAGCAGGAAAAGGAGGCUUUAAAACAGGAAGUGAUGUCUUUACAUAAGCAACUUCAGAAUGCUGGUGACAAGAACUGGGCCCCAGAAAUAGCCGCCUAUCCAUCAGGAUUCCAUAAGGAGCAGCAAAGGCUGCCUUGGGACAAGCUGGAUCAUCUGAUGAAUGAGGAACAACAGCUGCUUUGGCAAGAGAAUGAGAGAUUCCAAACGGUGGUGCAGAACACUAAAGCAGAACUCACACACUCCCGGGAUAAGGUCCGCCAACUGGAAUCCAACCUUCUUCCCCCCAAGCACCAAAAACAUCUGAACUCAUCAAGUACUGUGAAGCCCAACGAGCAGGAGAAGUCGAGCUUAAAGAGAGAGUGUGAACAGUUUCAAAAGGAACCAUCUCCUACUAGCAGGAAGGUCAGUCAGAUGAAUUCCCUUGAACAAGAAUUAGAAACAAUUCAUUUGGAAAAUGAAGGCCUCAAAAAGAAACAAGUAAAACUGGAUGAGCAGCUAAUGGAGAUGCAGCACCUGCGGGCCCCUGUGAUGCUUAGCCCACGCCCUCACGCCCGGGACCAGCAGCAAGCCUGUCCGGUGGUGCCCCGGGAGCAGUUUCUGCAGCUUCAGCGCCAGCUGCUGCAGGCAGAACGGACAAACCAGCGCCUGCAGGAGGAGCUUGAGAACAGGGCCUCCGAAACCAGCACACCACAGGGAAACCAGGAACAACUGGUAACUGUCAUGGAGGAACGAAUGAUGGAGGUUGAACAGAAAUUGAAACUGGUGAAGAGGCUUCUUCAGGAGAAAGUGAAUCAGCUCAAAGAGCAACUCUGCAAGAAUACGAAAGCAGAUGCGAUGGUGAAAGAUUUGUAUGUUGAAAAUGCCCAGUUACUGAAAGCUCUGGAGAUGACUGAACAGCGACAAAAGACAGCAGAAAAGAAAAAUUACCUCCUAGAAGAGAAGAUUGCCAGCCUCAGUAAUAUAGUCAGGAAUCUGACACCAGCACCAUUGACUUCUACACCUCCCUUGAGGUCAUAGCAAAGCCAAAGGAUACGCUCUUAUUUGUGCACUGUACUGAAAUGGAUGGAACACUUCACUACCUUCUCUCAACAUUUUUUUUUAAAGAAAGAAAACCACCUUUAAUGGCUUAAAGUGAAGCCUAACCUAAAACUGCCAGCAACAGAGCUGGAGUCUCCAUUCAUUGUAAUUUGUUUUUCUAAAUAGACUGUAAUGAGAAUUGCAAACAAAUAUUCACUGUUCAAGUUAUUCCCAAGUUUUGAAUUUUUUAAAAAUAUUCUAAUAGCCACCAAGAAGGUAGAUAUAUGAUAAUUCAAGAACCUUAAAACCCCAGUUCUAAAUGAGUUUUUAAAAAUCAUUAUUAUGUACAAAUCUAUGUGUAAAUUUCAGAUGAUUCAAGUCUGAGAUCUGA